Acomys russatus (golden spiny mouse) is the source of this 243-nucleotide messenger RNA. Its product is annotated as WAP four-disulfide core domain protein 15A-like. The coding region runs from base 1 to 243 and encodes 80 amino acids. The transcript is spliced from 2 exons. Gene Ontology annotation, cellular component: extracellular region. The record is from RefSeq and is a predicted model, not a curated record. Gene Ontology annotation, molecular function: peptidase inhibitor activity. NCBI's taxonomy places the organism in Eukaryota, Metazoa, Chordata, Mammalia, Rodentia, Muridae.
AUGAAGCAUAGCUGCCUCUUACUAUUCACAACAGCUGUCCUCCUCUGCCUCAGCGUAGUACAGCCUAAAAGACAAAGGAAAAGAGCUACACCAAAACCUGGGUAUUGCCCGGAAUUUUUUCUUGAAUGCCCAUUUGUCCUAAUAUCCUUAUGCAAGCUUGAUAAAGGAUGCAAGGGCAUCAAAAAGUGCUGUUUCUUCUACUGUCAGAUGAAGUGUGUGGAACCUUGGACAACGUUGACUUGA